This is a messenger RNA of Dibothriocephalus latus, 1023 nucleotides long. The record is from the annotation of a GenBank genome assembly. NCBI's taxonomy places the organism in Eukaryota, Metazoa, Platyhelminthes, Cestoda, Diphyllobothriidea, Diphyllobothriidae.
AUGGGCAUAGAACGCCUUAUUCUUCUUACGUUUAUACUGGCUGUUGCUGCGGGUGGCGUUGAGGACACAACGUUGCCUUCGAUUCCCCUCAAAAUAAUGAUCAUACUUGCACCGACCAGAUGCAUUCCGAAGACUCUGCUUUUUAAUUAUCCUGCCAGUAUUUAUCAGCCGCUGGAUUAUCUUCAUAUCCAAGUGCCUAACUGGAACAUCGAUAUCACAGCCUACGUCCAAAGGCUACAUAUUCCGGGAUGUUUUCUUCAAGAGGACAAUCGGGCUUCGACUCUGAUUAAAGCACUCAACAGAAUAGUCGAAGAAUUGGGGAAUUCAACGGGCUUUUCCGUCAUUUUAGGGCCAACUCUGGGGGGCGAAUGUCCAUCUGUCAGCGGCUGGAUAGCCACUUCCGGUUUCAGUGACAUUUCCUAUCACAGUCUCUACCAACUCAAUUACACUUGUCGUCCAGAGAACCAACACAGACUUUUGACGGACGUAGUUAAGAGAAGGACAGCACACGUGGGUGCUUCCAAUUCGCCGGAAGUUUGUGCUCUUUCUCUGCCUUUGAGGAUCAAAACGCUAGUUAGAACCCUGGGGACGUUCCUACGAUACAACGGUUGGUCCCGACUGUCCAUUCUUUAUGAGGUCAGCUCAAAGGAGACUUUCUAUAUGGCUUUGGGGCAGAAUCUGCGGAGUCUACUCUCGAAGGCAACCAGCAGUGGCCUGUCGCACAUUGAAGUCCUGCAGCACGGCUAUUCCAUCAUAAUUGGUCCGCAGUCCGGCUGCGACUGUGAUUUUGUCACGGACUGGAUACGCGUAUCGGGUAUCGCGGCCGUCGCGAGCGAUCGGAUCUUCCAGAUCAACUUUGCCUGUCGCAUGUUCGUUUUCCAGAUGGAUUUCAUUGUGCCAAAUGCACUCUGUAAGCAACAGGAUGUCUUACUGCCCUCCCAGAUGCCUUUCUUCAUGUUGGCUUCUAUCGCCUUACCCACCGAGCUGACUUCGAUCGUUCACGCGCUCGGCACCUUUCUGUAA